Cucurbitaria berberidis CBS 394.84 is the source of this 1462-nucleotide messenger RNA. Its product is annotated as putative adenosine deaminase. Gene Ontology annotation, molecular function: adenine deaminase activity. Bases 186 to 1304 code for a protein of 372 amino acids. Gene Ontology annotation, biological process: adenine catabolic process; hypoxanthine salvage. The transcript is spliced from 3 exons. The record is from RefSeq and is a predicted model, not a curated record. Lineage: Eukaryota; Fungi; Ascomycota; Dothideomycetes; Pleosporales; Cucurbitariaceae. Gene Ontology annotation, cellular component: cytosol.
GCUUCAAACAUGACUCGAGCGUGAUUGUGACCAAUAAACUUCGGUGCAAAGCGUGAAAUAUAUUCUUCGCAGCGGAUGGCGCCGAGCAAAGACUAGAAUACGAGUGCGGAAAAUGAAGGACCUGCCGGCGUCGGGACGUCGGCAUGCUCAAUGCUCAGGAGUGUAAAAUUUAGGCUGUUCAAACGAUGACUUCUUCUCGCACACGCAACAUGAACGGCCUCGACAUCUCCCCGUUCAUCAGAGAUCUACCCAAAGUAGAACUCCAUGUGCAUAUUGAGGGAACCUUGACGCCCGCGCUUCGGUGGAGACUGGCACAUCGCAAUAACAUCAAGCUUCCAUACGCGACAUACGAAGAGCUGCUAGAUUCUUGUAGAGUUACAUACAACCACCGUAAGGAGGUAAACGGUGACGAUGGCCGUCCCACCUUCCUUGAAGCCUACUUCGCAGGUUGCCAGGUCCUCAUCACUGAAGACGACUUCUACGAGCUCAGCAUGGAGUACUUCGCGCGCUGCGCAGAAAUGAACGUUCGGUACUGUGAGCCCUUCUUCGACACGCAAGCGCACACCGAACGUGGAGUUUCCGCAUCUACCGUUCUGAACGGAUAUUUCCGCGCCCAGCAAGACGGCGCGAAGACUUACGGCGUUAAGAGUAAUUGGAUCUUCUGCUUCCUUCGCGAUAGACCGCUACAGGAAGGACUCGAAGCAUAUGCAGCUGUACGACCCUGGGCUAGGCUUCCCGAUGGCACUGGAAAGGGGUUGUUCCAUGCUGUGGGACUCGCGGCAAACGAGUUCGAAAACCCACCACUUCUAUUCGAAAAGGGGUUCCGCAUGGCAAAGGAGGAUGGCCUGCACGUGACGUUGCACUGCGACGUCGAUCAAAAAGAUGCGGCAGAGCACGUCCGCGAAGCCAUAUUUGACGUAUGCGGUGGCCAAGGCACAGAGCGAAUCGACCACGGUCUUAAUGUGCUGGACAAGCCCGACCUGAUUCCCGCUCUGAAACAGCGAGGCAUCGGCUUGACGCUGUGCCCACAUGCGUACCAUCGGCGGCAAGCAACGGAGACCUUGUUCCCCAAGAUAAAGAAACUGAUCGAUGAGGGCGUGAAACUGUGCAUCAAUAGCGACGAUCCGACAUACAUGCAUGAUGUCUGGAUUGACGGGAAUAUGCAGAAAGUUUACACGUACUGUGCGCUAAGCAAGGCGGAUAUGGUUAAGCUAGCGAAAAACGGUGUGGAUAUGUGCUGGGCGGAUGAGGAUACUAAGAAGGAGAUGAUGGCGCAGCUAGAUCACAUAAAUCUUUCCGGUUAGUGGUAUGCGAUAGCCCUGGAGAAUUACCAAGAUUUACGCCUGCCAACCCUGGAAGGUCUCUAACCUUGCUUGCCUCGUUGCCGAAAGCAGUCAGCGGUAGCUUAUGGCUAUUGUUCCUUCCCAAACUAGAGCAAUUGUCACUUCUCCUCCUGCACCUC